UAAUAAUCUCCAAACUCAAAGGUCACCACCGUCAUUUUAGACCAACCCCAGCAAGCUUAGUUGUACUGGCCAUGUAACCAGAUCCUCACUCUCACUCCCUUACAUUUUGAUACAGACAAACCACCACUCUCUCUCAACAAAUCUUCAUCAAUCCAACGCACCCAUCUUGCUCUGUUGUGUCAAUGGCCGCAACAGCUCAGUCCCACAAAUAAUUUACGCUAAAAAAUAAUGAUGGUGGAGUCAGAGAGACCCCAUCGCAGCAAGAGUAGCAGCGGAACCACGAGCGAGCUCUUCAUUUGCUUCAGCACUUCUCGCCUCUCCUCUUCUUCAUCCAUGAAGCUCUCUUCCAAGUCCCUACUCAGCCCGGGCCGUACUCGAGACCAGACCCCCCAAAUCUCACUCUCUUCCUCUCUCAGCCGCCGCCUCAGAACCAGCAGCAGCAUCAAAGGCGGCGCCUCUCCGAUGUUCCCGAGCGGCAGCGGCGGCGGCGGAAGUAAGAAGCGAGGGGGUUUCGAAAACCCGGAGCCUUCGUCUCCCAAAGUGACGUGUAUUGGGCAGGUGAGGGUGAAGACGAAGAAGCAGGGGAAGAAGAUGAGGAUGAUAAGCAGCAGAUCGAAGCGGAGCAGGAGCGGCAGCGGCGUUGGCGGAGCCGAGGCGAGUUUCCGAAAAGCGGAGCAGAGUGUUAACCAACAUGAAAGUUUCCAAGCACUUCAUUUUCCGACUCACCAGAUGAGUAGCAGCAGCCAGAGGGAGUGCUUGCGGCAGAGGAAUAACCAGAGGUGGGUGCAUCUUCCUUUAACCAUUUGCGAAGCGUUGAGGGCUUUCGGGUCGGAGUUUAACUGCCUGAUUCCGAAUAAGUCGUCGUGUUUGAGCGGCGGCGAGGCGAAGAAGGAUGAGGAGAACAAAGGGGUGAGAUCGGAGAGUGGGAAUAGCUCGUGUGGGGCGGUGUUUGCGAGGUGGUUUGUGGCGUUGGGAGAUGGGGAGGAUGGGAAUAAGAGGAGGGAGAUAGAGUUGGUGGUGGGGGAAGAAGAAGAGGAAGAAGAGAGAACGGAGAUGAGCAGUGGGAGCCAUAGUUUGAGGAGGCAAAUUUUUGAAGGGAUUGAGUUUAAAGAAGAGAUAGUGAGUGAGGCUUUGAUGAGGGAAGAAGAGGAAGGUAGAGUUAGUAUGUGUGUUCCGCCCAAGAAUGCGCUUUUGCUCAUGAGGUGUAGAUCUGAUCCGGUGAAGAUGGCGGCGCUCGGGAAUCGGUUUUGGGAAAUGCCGGCCGCUCCGAAAGAGGAAGUGAGUGAAGAUGAAGAUGAGGAUGAGGGUCUUGAAGAGAAAGAGAAACCACAUGAAGAAAAGGAAAAGGGGCAAAUUGGGUUACAAACAGACGUUAAGCUUUUUGGAGACGAUGGUAUGUGUGAGAAAUGGGUUUUGGACGGCGAAGAUGUAGAAGAACAAGAAGAAAAAGAAGAGGAAUUGAGUUUGGUUUUAGAGGAUGAGAAACCAGAGCAAAGUGAGAGCCUUUAUGAGCAACCAGAGGUAGUAGUAGAAGGAAAGGAAUGCCGAGAAGAAGAGCCAGAUCGAGAGGAAAAUACGAAUGAGCCAGCAUUGGUAGAAGAAGCUGUGCUGGAUUGUUCUCUAGCUGAAUUUUUUGCAGAUCCAGAAAUGUCUGAAGUUGAAGAAAUGGGGUUACAAUUUGAAGAAGCACAUGAAGAACAGAGAGAAGAGGAAAUGAGAGAAGUAGAGCUUUCAAUAUCAGAAGAAGUACUGUAUAAACAGGAAGAAGAAGAAGAAGAAGAAGAAGCAGAGUCUUGGGCUGAAACUGAAGCAGAGGUGACAGAGGAUUCAACGGCGGAGGAAGAGAAGGAGUCCAGAGAGAGUACUAGGGAAGAAGCAGAAGAGAGUCGAGCGAUAGUGACCCAAGAUAGACCCGAACCCGAAUCCGAGCGCCCGAAGGCCCAAACGGAUCUCCAACCGAAACCGUCAAGUCAAAACCAGGUCUUACCGGACUGUUUGCUGCUAAUGAUGUGCGAGCCGAAGCUGUCCAUGGAGGUAUCCAAGGAGACUUGGGUUUGCAGCACGGACUUCAUCCGAUGCCUCCCGGAGCGACACGUCAGCAGCAACAAAAAGGACGGUAAGGAUGAGGCGAAGAAGCCGCCGCGGGUCAGCAUAGCCUCGAAGCCCGCGGCGGUUCAGCAGCAGCCGAUGAUUCAGCCGCCGAGGUCGUCUUGUUCUUUUCCGAUACAAGCGGGCGGGGGUCCGGUUUCGAUGGCCGAGAUCAUAGGGCAGAAGCUGGUGGGGUCUAAUGCCUAUGAGCCGUUUGUGCUCACGCGCUGCAAGUCGGAGCCGAUGAGGUCGGCGGCUAAGCUUGCGCCGGAGGCUUGCUUUUGGAAGAACAGGAAGCACGAGCCGCAUCGCCACCCGGGUCCGCUCGGAGUCGGGGCGACCGGAGUCGGGUUUUAAUCUUAGGUAAUUGGGAAUGUGAAACGAAAAAAAACCAAAAAAGUGAAAUCGUAGGGAUGUUGUCUUAUGGGAUCAUGAUUGUAGGUUUUUACUUUUCACAGAGGGGUUAUCAUUGCUCUCUCUGGUUUGUACAUUUUCAUGUAGUGUUUUUCUAGAAAUUCGUUUCUUUUUUACCCUUCUCUUAUAAAUCUAUAAUCUUUUUCAA
Molecule: messenger RNA, 2650 nt
Organism: Rosa chinensis
Lineage: Eukaryota; Viridiplantae; Streptophyta; Magnoliopsida; Rosales; Rosaceae
Product: histone acetyltransferase KAT6B
Exons: 1
Coding region: 229-2445 (738 amino acids)
Source: RefSeq, a predicted model, not a curated record